This is a messenger RNA of Neoarius graeffei (lesser salmon catfish), 3111 nucleotides long. RefSeq names its product hyaluronan and proteoglycan link protein 3-like. Gene Ontology annotation, biological process: cell adhesion. The coding region runs from base 406 to 1515 and encodes 369 amino acids. Gene Ontology annotation, molecular function: hyaluronic acid binding. The record is from RefSeq and is a predicted model, not a curated record. The transcript has 6 exons. Lineage: Eukaryota; Metazoa; Chordata; Actinopteri; Siluriformes; Ariidae.
UGGUCUAAACUUUAUUACACAAAUUACAGGCUCCUCCUCAUCUCCCUGCACCCGAUCAGCAUUCCUACCCCGGAGCAAAGCCUUUCAUCUGAUACUGUGAGUGUAUACACACCACCCUCUAAACCCACGUAAUGGCUCUCUCUGUGUGAGUACAGAUGGGGGGACUCAAGAUGUGCUCUGAAACAGGCAGCUGACGAAUCAGCUAAGCCCCUUCUUCUACCUUUUUUUCUUUUUCUUUUUUCCCUGGAGUUUAAGAUUUUUAUCUGCCCAGGUGUGUGUAGUCUGUGCUGGUAGGUACGAGUGGUGAGACCUUGCAGUUUUGAGUUCUGUAAUUGCAAAAAGAGAAAAGGAGCCUGCUUUAAAGCCAGCUACAGGAACUCAAGAAAGUGCAAUUAGAGACCACAGAUGGGAGGAUUUUCAAGUGAGCUGUUCCAAAUGGGAAAACUGCACACUCUACUGGCCUUUACCCUGCAAAUACUUUACUCUUGCCAUGGAAUGUCCACUUCGUCCAAUGGCUUCUUCUACCAUGACAUCUUGAAUGGAAACGGGAAUGGAGAAAUUCAUUUCAAUGGCAUAAAACUACGAGUUGAGGCUCAGCCGCACUCUGUGUUUGCUGUGAGGAGCAGUAAUGUCACUCUGCCCUGCCAAUUCCAGUACGAGCCCUCAUUAAUCAACCCACGGAGGGUGAGGGUAAAAUGGUCCUUUCUACCACUCUCUGGGGACCAAGAGUCCAAUGUGCUUGUGUCUAUUGGUCACCGUCAACGAAGCUUCGGAGCAUUUAAAGACCGAGUGCAUCUUCAGAAGGAUGUCCAAGGAGACAUUUCACUCAUUAUCACCAACGUGAGGCUGAAGGACAGUGGACAGUAUCGCUGUGAGGUUAUUGAUGGGUUGGAAGACGAGAGUGCAACAGUGGAUUUGAGACUGAGAGGUGUGGUGUUUCCCUACCAGCCUCAUCAUGGCCGCUACCACCUAACCUUCCAGGAAGCCCAAAAAGCCUGUAAUGCCCAAGAUGCUGUUGUUGCCACAUUCGAUCAGCUCUUUGCUGCCUGGCAGGAAGGGUUGGACUGGUGUAAUGCUGGCUGGCUGGCAGAUGGCACAGUGCAGUACCCCAUUGUCCAGCCCCGACUACCUUGUGGAGGCCUUGAUCUGGCUCCUGGAAUACGCAGCUAUGGAGCCAGGCACAAACAUAGACACCACUAUGAUGUCUUCUGUUUUACCUCCACUGUUACAGGACAAGUGUACUUCUUGCAGCAUCGUCAGAAGCUCAACCUUACCAUGGCAGUCCAGGCCUGUACUGAAGACGGUGCUCAGAUUGCCAAAGUUGGUCAGUUGUUUGCAGCAUGGAAGUUUUUGGGGCUGGAUCAAUGUGAUGCAGGAUGGCUGGCGGAUGGAAGUCUGCGCUAUCCAAUCAGCAACCCUCGCCCAAACUGUGGCCCUCACAAGUCAGGGGUCCGUAGCUUUGGGUUUCCUUUGCCAUACCACAAACAUGGUGUAUACUGCUAUAAAUCUAGGUAAAGGCUCUUUAAGACUUAGUGCCUGUUGAAUGUGAAAUAAGAGGUAUAAGAGCCUUCUGUCCAAUUGUAUGUUUGGACUUUUCGAAGAACUUGGAUGAAAAGAGAUGGAAGGACAAAUUUUGUUGACCGUUAAACCUGACAUAUUUUCCAGAUCUAAUUGGUAUUCUCCCUCAGAUUGAUUUGAAUAGCUUUGGUCAAAAGGAGAAAAACUAAUUAUGUGAAAGUAUCUAGUUCAUAAUUUCAGUGACCAAUUAUAACAAGGGAAUAUAGACACUGUGUUUUUCCAAUUAACUUCCAUCUGAUUAAACUAAUUCUAGUCAAUCAUCCGCUGAUGAUGAGGCAACUUUUUUUUUUGACACACUUUGACUAAUACAUUUUUAAUUUCACAUUAUUCAUAAGGGAACAAUAUUUACCUUACUAACUUCACAAAAAAAAUGUCAAGAUCCACUAAACUAAAACAAAAAACUAAUUGUUCCCUGAAAAUGAUUUGUAUUUAAAGACAAAGCUGCUCAGAUUGAUCCAACAUAAUUUUCUUUUCAUUAAUCACAGGAAGGGUUACAUAUUUCCAGUUAUGUUAGGCUAAAAAUUUCUGGCAAGUUCUUUUGAGUUGCUUAUUAUUUUAGUGGCGCUUCGGGACCCUGAAGCACUUUCUGAACUAAAAAAUGAUACUGUGAUUAUUGCCUUGUAGAUAUUUAUACGAUCAAUUAUUUUAUCAUACCUUCCUUUUCUGAAGUAAAUUUUUUAGAUUCAUAGUCAUUUCUAAGAAAUAGGAAAGAUGUAACUUUUUGUGACUUUUUUAUAUUAUGUUCUAUAUGAAUACAAAAUGGUGGUGGUUUAAUUCAAUACAAGAACAUAAACAUGCCAUUUUAGUGACAAACAUUAGCAAUUGUACAUUUACAGGCAUAUUGAAAUGACUGCAUAAUGCAUAUUUCUCUCAACAGUGUAUUUUUCUAUCAUUAAUUAUUGCAAUGAAGCUAGAUACUGAUGAACCCAAUGACCCAACCUUCUCAGCCUGCACUGAUCAAGGAUCAGUUCUACAUCCUAAUGAGUCCUGUUAGAUUACCAUGGUGAACUCAACUGUAGAUAAUCACACUUGCUUGAAAAAUGAGUUACUGCCUUACAUAUUUCCACGUAAACUCUGAAACUGAACCUGUCCUACCACUAGGGGUCUCAGUGUGUGAGUUUACCCAGUGGACGUGGAGGAGCUCUAGGUAAGAGAGGAGAAAGGGCCUUGUGCAUAAGAGGAGCCCUAAAAGAGCCCAUUCAGUCAAAGGCCACCCUACACUCCACCCCACUGUGCACACUGCAAUGCUUGUAGUUUUACAACUCAUGUAACUCCAAGGGGCCUUACUGUUCUACUCCAAGCUUAGCUGCAUUUUUAGACUGGGCUGGGCAAGUUGAAAACACUUUCCAUCACCUGUGAAUUGUGAAUAACGUUUCAGAGUAAAAGUCCUAAAACCAGACGUGUGACUUUCUUUGCCCGUGACUGCAUGUCUGUUCCCCAACACCCCCCUCCACCCCCACCCCAGGAAUACACAAUGAAUUAAAUUCUUUCUUUAACUGUGAUCUGUGGAAUGUUUUAUUUGGCAUUUCUCAU